GAGACACAUUUUUUAGAUACUCAAAUGAGCGGGUAGUCAGACACUCCCGGCAAAAUGUUUGCAGGUAAUCACUUUCCAUGGCAUUCUAGAACUCCUCAAUUUUAAUUAUAAAAAAAAUAAUCAAAUCAAAAAUGUUUAAAAAUUUAUUUUUUCUCAAAUCACGGCACCUCUGGUUCCGCUGGUUCACGGAAUCCUUGGAUUCCGCGGAACACCAGUUUAGAAACACUGCUAUAUGCUAUAGCAUAAUGGUGACUAUCUUUCUCUAAUUGUUGUUAGACGAAACAGAAAUGUUUGAAAAUUUGACAGGAGGUUCAUUAUAAUUCGUUCUUAGUGUACAAGAAAAAAAUUAAAUAAAAUUUCAUUAAAUCUCAUCUCUAACUACUUUCCCAAAUUCUCAGUUGCCCGUCUUUUUUAACCCGUAGUUGCAACUUUAGUCAGAAAAUUAUAAUAAUCUUAAAUUUGUUUUAUUUUUCUAUUUUCAAAUUGACUACGUAAAUACAAUGUUACAUACAAUGUUAAAUGAGUAUAACCAAUAUACGAAUUUUUUUUAUCCGAGUAGUGUAGUCCAAAGGCUCGCAUUGCAGCCUUUGACCUAUGAUAUUUACUCGAAUUAUCACGUGGUCUUAUUAAUAUUAAACUAAAAAGUAAUAGUGUGGUGCUAUGCCUCUUCUUAAAUAAACAAUUACGGAGCUUAAGGUAAAUUUAUUUUAAUGCAACGAAGGAUUAAUAAAAUAGUUUUUAUCAUUUUUAUAGGUUUUUCACAUAUUUCUGGGUUUAACAAUUUUUUAUUUUUUGAACGCAUCCUUUUUCAAUUUUUAAAAUGAUUAGGGUGAACCAAUUAAAACUAUUUUCGACUAAAAUGUUAAGAUAUGCUGAAAUACCUAUACCAACCUAUUAUUUCUAAUUAUUUCUUUAAAGAUCUAUAUAAUUUAAUUAAUUAGAAUCUAAUGAGAUUCUAAAGUCUGAUUUCAGCAUGAUUUAAUCGCGACUAGUCGAUAUUAACUGUAAUUAAAAUUAUUUUAACCUCUGGUUGAAUGUCAUUACAAUCGGUUAAGGCUCAAUCAUGUGUAAACGCUAACCAGCCAUUUCGAGUAAUUAACGUCGUGCCGUUAAUCGUGGUUUAAACAAUCAUCGAUAUAAAAUAUCUAUUCAAAAUAUUUUGACAACUAGAUAUCGAGGUUCAUUUUCAUUAUUCAAAUAUUAAUAUAUUUCUCUACUGAUUUCCAUCAAUUCAAAUAAAAUAUAAAAAAAAUUGUGCGGUCUUUUGAGAUGGCAUUUGAAGAAAACGGAGUUCCUUGUUCGUUGUUCAAAACGGAUAAGAGAAAAGUUUUAUUUUCCCAGUCUCAUAAAUUGGAAUUUUGAAUUUUCGUUUAUUUCAUUUGGUUGUAAGUCAUUGGUAAAGAUUUGCAAAGAUAUUUAUUUCGUUUUGUAAAGAAUUCGUUUUGCUACAAAAUAAAAAAAUAAUAAUGUGAGGUUGGGGAAAUGCCCCAAAUUUUAUAUUAAAUUUAGAUGUUUUUUAAAAAAAAUUAUAAAUAUAGUAUAUAGUAUUAUAUUUUUGCAGAAUAAUAAAAACAUUCGCAUUUGACCAUUGUGCACUCUUUCACAGUUCACUAAUAUAGUUUUGAUUGCCAAGUCAUCAUAAAGCUUCCACGUACCUACUGUUUGAUCGCUUGCCGUUUACCUGCUGUAAUGUAACCUCCUUAAAAUUUUCUCCAGUAAACGAACAAAUUCCUCUUUUAAUUCGUACGUCGUAUUUUGUAUAGUUAAUGCCGAAGGUACUUCACUUAAUUUUAUAUCGUCUGACUAUCGUCCAUUCGAAUCCAAAAAACGGGUAUAAAAAAAAAAAUUAUUAAUUUGUAUAAAUAUUCUUUUGAAAUUCUAAAUCUUGAAGAUAUUUUAAAAUGCUGUUCCUGCUUUCUUGUAUAAAACAUCUAUAAAUAUAUUAUAUUUAUUUAUACGAUUAUAUUUAUCCGGUUUUGUUGUAGUAUUAAUGUGACAUAUAUUUAUAUUGUUUUGUAAUCGUUCAUUCGUACAUUCAAUUAGAUUUUAAAAGUAACAAUCAUAUAAAAUGUAUAAAGUUUGACUGUAUUGUUUAAUUUUGAUAUGUACAUUUAUUAUGAAUGCAAUUUUACGGCUUAUGUUUUCUACAAAUAAUAUUGCUCCAGUAAAAAAAUAAAAAAAACAAGACCUUUUUGGUUGAAUUUUUAAUCUAAUUGGUGACCAAGAUAGUCGUUUUUUGUAAUUUUUUUAAAAGCUGAGCAAAACUGAAAAAUGCGCAAAAAGAAAGAGAAUAUUUUCGGAAAUAUUUCUUUUAUUAUUUUAAAUUUUUUUUUUGAUGUAUUUCAAUUAUAAAUAUUCGUAAAGACUUAUAAUUUUGACAGAAAGUCUAUAUUUAAUUUUUAUAGAGGUGGUAAAAUUGUUGUUAGACCAAACAGAAAUCUUUGAACAUUUGACAGGAGAUUCUUAGUCGUUCUUAGUGUUAAUAAAAAAAAAAAAAAAAUAUUUUAAUGUUUUUUUUUAUAAGUUUUAAAAUCAAAUGUUGACGAAAAGCGUAAAUAUUACGGCCUUUCAAAACAAGUAUAAAUGAAGUUCGCUCAGAAUCGUUUUUCAUUGGUUACAAACGGAAUAAAUUAAAUAACUUAAUGUAUCCUACCAUCCCAACUAACUAUUAACAACAAUAGCCGUACCCGUUCCCAGUAUUAAAUCUUUUUUUAUAUUAUUUUUACCUAAAAAACUUUCACCAGAAAUUUUGUCCAGUUGAUGAAUUUGGUGGCCAUUUUUUGAUUUUUCUCGUAGUUUUCUGAAUAGUUGGGAAAAAAUUGGGAAGGAAAAACCUGUAAUUUAAUUAAUAUAUAAUUACUAAUAAUGUAUAUUAUAAAGUACAAUUAGAAGAUGAAAACAUCUUGAAGACAAUUAAUUCGAUAACACAAUCGUUGUUUUAAAAUUGAAUACACAACGUAUUACUGAAUGUGUGAGAAAAAUUGAGUUUAACAUUUUUUUUUUUUUUAAAAAACUGUGACUUUUUGAAUCGUUAAUAUUGUAAAAAAUCGCCAGUUGUAUAUUUAAUUGUCUUCUUAAUUGUGAUCGAAGUAUAAUCAUCCAAAACGUCAAUUUUAAAUGUAAUUAAAUUUAUUUCACGCGAACUCAGAAACAGAAAAUUCUACUGUGACAGUUUAGUUACGAUAAAAAAAUUUAAAAAGUUGAUACUGGGGACGGGUUCAGCUAUUGUUGUAGCUGGUGGGAAGUUGGGAUGAUAGGAUACAUAAGUUUAUUUCAUUUAUAUCUUUAGCAACAGUAAACCAUUUCUGACGAUCCCGAGCGCAUAUAAUUAUGUAUAUAAUUUGGAGUGCUGUAAUUUUUUUUUGCGAUUUUUGUUUAAAUUUGAUUUCAAAAUACCCAUUAAAAAAAAAUUUAAAAAUAAUAUAGGCUCUUGUCGUUUUUCAAUCGGAGCUUGAUUUGUGCCAGAAAACGUGGUAGGUACUUAUGUGAAAUAACGAAAUCGUGAAAAAAUCAUAUCUUUUCCCCCGGUUAACCGUUUUUAUUUUAAAUACCGUUUCGAAAAUCGAAAAAUGACCUAUGUAUACCAAGUAGAUAAAAUUGAUUUUCAGAAAAGGUGCAACAUUUAUUUAUCGGAGUACAUUUUAUAAGAUAAAAAUGGUUUAAAUUAUAAAAAAAAAAAAUUAAGUACCAUAAUAAAAAAAUUUAAAACAGGAAAAAAAAGUCGUCUGAUGAUUUUAGAAAUUUUACCACUUCUAGGUAAGUCCAAUUUAAUUAUUAUUACCAAGGUUCAAGUCUGCACAUGUAUUUAUAACCGAAUUACAACAAAAAAUCUCCCAAAAAUUAAAAUUCCAUAAAAGCUUAAAAGUUGCUGAAAAGUUUUGACGAUGAUACCAUAAGAAAGCAAAUCAAAAAGGCAACAAAAAAAGUACUUUGUGUUUCUUUGAUUAAAUCUUUUUUCUAGUAGAAAACGUCGUCCGUGUUUUUAUAAUAUAAUGAAAUCGUGAAAUUGUACGUUUUUGUAAAUUUUUUCUCACUUAUGUGCUUUUAUUUAAAAAAUGACGUCAAAAAUUCAAAAAAUGACGCACUUGAUGUGCAGUCUAGACAACUUGAGCUUGCAUAAGAGUUGGUACACGUAAAUAUCAGAGCAAGUUUAAUAGGAAAAAACGUGUCCACAGUCUAGAAGAAAGAAAAAGAAGAAAAAAAGAAUUAAACAGCAUUGUAAAACCAAUAGCUCCCUCGAUACGCUCGGAAUCUAAAUAUUAUUGUGCGUUAUCGUCAUUUAACAUUGAUUUGACUUUGGAAUAAUAUUCUGCUACCGACUUUAGAAAGAAUAAAAAUAAAAAUAUAAAUGCCAUAAAUAGGAAUAAUAAUAUUUUUCCCAACCGGCACACGAAUGCAUGCGCACGAAGUGGUACUCGAAUUGACAUUGGUCUCCCUUCUCUAAAUGUCUAUCCGCGGGCAAGCGUAAAGCAUAGUAGGUUUUUAAAAAUACAUAUUGAUUUUCGUUAACAUUAACAUUGUCUUAUUGUUAUUGUUAUUAGACUUUACACCCGGUCAUAAUCUGAUGAAAUCGUAUUUAUUACAUUACAGAAAAAUCGCUUCUCCUGCAUUGAUCCGGAGUACACCAGUCAGUGUGUUGUCAUCGAUAUUAUCACUAUUAUACCGGUUCGUAUUUUGAAACUGCGGCCCGAAUUAGUAUAUUAUCAUCCGCGUUCUGCAGCACGGGAUUUUGAUUCGAACCGACGGCGAUUUAACAAGUAAGUCACAUAUUAUUACUUGUUGACAAAUUAUAAUAUUUAAUGAGAUGGUCCGCGGACGUGUCGUUCAGGUCCAUUUCCCUGGCACCCCCAUUAAUGAAUUUCGAAACGAAAUCAAAGGCAUUUUUUUGUGCUGAUUUGUGCCGCUAAUCCCGACAUUUGUGCUGAUUUGUGCCGUUAAUCCCAACAUUUGUGCUUUUAAAAUUUCCGAGAUACGGCCGGUUUUUUCAGGGGGUGCCGGGGAAAUAGUUACACUUCUUUCCGAUGUGUAUAAUAACCAUCGUAAGCCCUUAUAUUUUACGCAUAAUUUAUUAUGUUUGGUUGUAAGCCCAUAUUAGUGAUAUCUAUGAAUAUUUUUGUUAAAAGUUGAUUUGCUGUUUUUAAUAGUUGAACAUUUUGGGAACAUGCGAUAAUUAGGUAUUUAAAUAUACUGAAAAAUAUUCAUUGAUAGCACUAAUAUGGGCUUACAACCAAACAUAAUAAAUUAUGCGUAAAAAAAUACGGGCUUACGGUAGUUAUUAUACAUGUCGGAAAGAAGUGUGACUAUUUACCCGGCACCCCCUAUGCAAAUCGGCCGUAUCUCGGAAAUUUUAAAAGCACAAAUGUCGGGAUUAACGGCAAAAAUCAGUUCAAAUGUAGCACAAAAAUGGGCUCUUGGUUUCGUUUCAAAAUUCAUUGGUGAGGGUGCCAGGAAAAUGGACCUGUUGUCGUCGUUCCGAGUGACGAAUCGAUAAAAACAUUUUUAUCGAUCUAAUUUUAUGCUAUCAAAGUAAUUGAAAUGCAUAAGAUCUUUUUUAGACUCUGAGUGGAGCAACGAAGCUUAUGGUUUUACAAAGAUCCUUAUUUUUUUUUUUCUAUUUUUUAGUGUAGCUCUUUUUCUGAGAGAAAAUCGGAAUGUAUAGGUACUUUAAGGUGAUCAUUUUAUGAUUAUCUCAAGAGUUUUCUCAAUAAAUGGAAAAAACGGGGAAAAACAAAAAAAAUAAGUACAAUACCAUAUAUUAUUAAAAAAAUAUAUUAUAUAACACCUACCUACUAAAAUUAUUUUACUAUAAUAUAACAUAUAUCAGAUGAUACAUUUAAGUGGGUACACUCAUUAUCUCGUAAAGUAUUAACUUUUUCCAGAAUUUGUUUUCUAGUAAAUUUAAAAAACAAGCUACUUUACAAUUUUAUAUUUAUGUUAUUUUUGACACUUUUUGGGGGUAAAAACAUUGCCUACUUUUGAUUUUCAAAUAGCAACCUACAUUAAAAAUUCCAUAAAGAGAUGGAAUAUUAGUUAAAAUGAAUUUGAGUGUUGAAUACCUUAUGGAAAAUAUAACAAUGAAAGGCGAAAAUAUUAUAUAAGAUUCAAUAUAAAACAAAAUUUAAUGUCCGUUCUGUGCAUUGUAAUUAUAAUGGGUGCAGGUAAAAUUGGUACUACAUCAUUUCUAUAAAUGUGUUUGUAUUAUUGAUUAUUGGAAUUGCCAAACAAAUUCUUUCUUGAGUUAAGUUAGGAUUUUGAUAUAUUUUGGCGUUUUGAAAAUGCAGUCUUGUUCAUACAGUAUAAAUGAACAUUAGUUACCGAUAUGGUUUAAAAUUUUGAUAACGUUAUAUUAUUUUAUUGCUUUAGCGUUUUAAAAUAUUUAUAUUAAGUAUCUAAAUAAUAUAUUAAUAGACAGUUGCUCAGAACAAAACCGUAUCUAGACCUGAUAAACUUUCAACAAAUUUGUUGUUUAUUUUUUAAUUUAAUUUUAUUAAAUUCAUAUUAAAAUUUUAACAUUUUACUUCCAUCAAAUAAUAUUCUUCCUUACUCUUGAAUUUUUUUUUAGGUACGCAUAUAAUGCGAACUACGUUACUGUGUAAUACUUACGUUCUUCUAAUUAUACCAAACAAUAUAUUUUUCAAUAUUACACCGUGUGUUUGAAAAUAAACCAAAUAAUAAACCACAAUAAUAAUAGUGGUAUAGUUAAUUUUAUUUCGAGGUCUAUAUUUUGAGCCAGACACCCCAUGAUUAAAAAAAAAAAAAGUUUGGCUCCCCCUUGUCUCCCAUUUCAAUAGGUAGUGACUGUUCUUUAGAAAAAAAAUUGCAUUUACAAAUACUUUAUAUUGUAUAGAUAAUCUAUAGUUAUUGUAGAAAUAAAGAAAUUUAUUCAAGUUUCGAUUUUUUUUAUUUAAUUAUUUAUUUACCUACGUAUUAUAAUUUAUAUUAAUUUACAUGAAACUGAUAACUUCUUCGGUAGACAUGUUAAAAUAUAAUAUUAUGCACAGUUGAAGAUAUCGCCCGCGCUGGGUUAUAAAUGUUAAAAGUUCAAGCUCGUAUCAUAAUGUAUACAAUUUAACCUUAAUUUUUUACAGUUAAAAUAAGAAAACAUUAUUAUGAAGUUCACAAUAUUUUUUAUCUAACCCAAUAGUAAUAAUUAUUAAUAUGUUUGUUUGCGUGUGGCUGUGUGAAAGUGGAUGUCUAUAGUGUGCAAUAAUUAUUAAGUGUUGAACCUUGCGCGGUGCAUUUUGUUUUCUAUUUCGAUGGACGUAAUAAUAUUUUAUUUUUUAAUCGUUUAAUAAUAAAUCAUCCAAAAAAAAGACGAUCGUGUAGAAAAUAUACCGUGUUUGUUCUGAAUAAAUCGUUUAUGUAGAGGUGCCUAUAUUGUGUAAAACGCAUAAAAAAAAAAUUAAAUUAAACUAAAACCCGUUUAAAUUAAAAAUAUUUUGGUAAAUAACUUUGUUCUACGAAAAUUAACAGCUGCAACCUUGUCUAAUUAAUGAAUUUGAUAAUGGGGUACAUGGAAAAUACCUCUAAGUGGUGUAACCCAGGCAACGUUCUUAACGGCUCAUUUUUCCAAAUCCAGGCACAUAUGUUCUCUACAUAUAUUGCAAUAUUAUUUUAUACUUUAACAAUAGUCAAUGGUGUUAUUGCGCUGGUGUGUGGUGUUAAUGCAAGAGCGUUCGAUCGAUUAAUACUAGUUAAUUGUACCUACCCAGAAGUCACGAGUUCAUACAAGAGUUCCAAAACAUUUUUUUUUGUAAAACCAAGUAGGAAAUGUAACAGAAAAAAAACAUAUGCAUUUUGUUUCAAAAAAUAGUUUUAAAAUCAAAUUUUGACGGAAAUCGUAAUUAUUACGGCCUUUCAAUAAAUGUAUAAUCGAAUUUCAGUCCGAAUCGUUUUUCGUUAUCAACAAUUUAUCGUUGGUUACAGAUAUAAAUUAAAUAACUUAAUAUAUACCACAUUUUCCACUACACAACUACAAGGGUGAAAGUACCAGUAUCAUCUCAUUUAUAGACUAUUACUAUAGCUUUCUGCCUUUUUUCGGGAUAACAAAGAAGAUAAAUAUUUAUAAAUAUUCUCGGCAACUUAUGCCUAUCAGACUUAUUGUUUCUAAUCAUUUUUUUUUUCAAUCUUUAAGUCUUAAAUAUUUGAAUAUUGAGCUUUCAAUAUUAUUUUCAAUUUUUCACCACUACUACUCAUAUCUGCAAUGAGUACACCUAUAUUCGAAUUAAAAAUAAAUAUAAAAUUCACCCAAGAUCCACCAAGAAACCACCCACGGUAAAUGAAUCUUCUGGAAUAUAUAAAUCUAACGAAUGGCAUCGGAAGUUUGUAGCGUCUAUACUUAAACAAAUACGGCGGCUUAAAUAAAUUGAAAUUCCCAAAAUUAAAUAAUUGGAUCAGCCAUUUUAAAGUUUAAAAAUAGGAAAAUUUCCUGAAAUUGUACAUAGACUAUUUAGGAACCGCGUAUCAUCGUUAAAGUAGAGUGUAAUCACGCAAUUUAUAACCCGUCCCUACUCCUCCAGUCUAAACUUUUUAAACGGUUAUGAUUCUUAAACGGUAAAUCUGAUAUUAGUGUUAUGGAUACCAAAAGUUCUAAAAAAAAAAAAAAAAAUUAUAUACUUAUUUAAGGUAUUUGGAGUAGGGGUAAAAAAUUUAAAAUAGUUUUAACUUAAUCGAUUCCGUGAUGAUAGAAAAAAAAAAAUACGGCAGAAAUCAAAUUCAUUAAAAUCCUUCUGGAAACUUAGCGGUUUGUGAUAAAAAAAAUCACCACGUAUAUUUAUAUAUUCUGUAUAAUAUAUCUUAGUAGUUUGUAACACGGUGUAUUCCUAACAAGUUGAUAUAACAAACGCAAAUAAUCGAUUUCACCGUUAUCUUAUACAUAAAAUUCUCGUGUCACGUGUUUGAAGUCGCACUCCUCCGAAACGGCAUGACAGAUUUUAAUGAUAUUAUUUUUUUUUAUUUGGUAGGCAUGAGAAUAAGUCGUAAAGUAUUUUUAACCCCCUUAAAACCACCCAUUACUUGUAAAUCGCGAUUUUAGUAUUUUCGCAUAUAAAUAAACACGAGCAACAUCAACUAAUUUAGCUUAUAAUAUAAUAAAUACUAUUUUUCUUUUUGUUGAUUUGUGUUACACUGGUAACAGGGAUGAAAAACCGGUGAUUGAUUGUUAUUACAAAUUAUACGGUUUAACACGGCAAAAAUCAAAAUUUAUUAUGAGUAAAAUAAUAAUAAUACAAAUUGGCACAGGCAACGUCGGGCGCGGGCCAGCUAGUAAUCUAAUACAAUUAUUAUUUAUCUAUUUAUUUUACAAUAAAUAUACUGGCUGUUUGUUGUACUGAAAACGGUUGUUAAUAAAAAAUAUGCAUAUUUUAUAUUUUUGAUCGCUUAUCACAACAGUAAUAACAAUUAUCGAUAACGCGUACAAGCCAUCGGUUUACGUAUAUACGUCUGAAAACUGUAUAAUGGGAAAUUAUAAUAAUUAUUGUUGAAUGUAUGUAAAUACGGAAUUUAGAUAUAUUUGCGUUUAUAAUCUACAGAAAAAAAAAAUUUUUUUUUAUAAUAAAUCAGCAAUGUUUGUGUAUUAAAUUAUCAGAUUAAAAGCGUAGCGAGAUACAAUCGCAAGUGACGAACAAUUGAUGUGGAUAAUAAUUAUAUAAUUUAUAUAAACACGAUUAUUUAUAUUAUUUCAAUAAUGAUGAAUAAGGUACAAGUUGAUUUUUUUUAUGUAAUAAAAUUAUGUGAUUGUAAAAUACCUAUGCAAACUGUUAUUGUUAUUAUUAUUUUUUUUUUACUACACCAUAAUUACAUUCGGUUAAACAACGACCUACCUAUUUAAUAUUUUGCAAUUUUUUAUAAUAUUUCAGUAGCUACAUCCACAAUGCCAGUAAAGUAUUCGGAGACUGGCCAUCAAGAAAAUAGUACGGUUAUGAACGGUAAUUCUUUAUGCUCUGAAAACGAAGAAGUAGUUAUAAGCGGGAUUUCCGGACGUUUACCGGAAUCCGAAUCGAUUGCUGAGUUCACAGAAAAUCUAUUUGCUGGGGUAGAUUUAGUAACAGACGAUGAUCGCCGUUGGCCACCUGGUAAAGAAAACAAUACAAUAAAUUAUUAUCGCUUACAACAAGAGACUAAUCGUUUUUUACAUUCCAUCAUGUUAUUCUGUUUAUUAAAUUGAUAUGGUAUUUACUAUUAAUAUGAUGCCAUGAAAUUAAGACAAUUAACAUUGGUUUAAAAAUAUGAAAAAUUUCAGGUCUAUACGGCCUACCAUUAAGAACGGGGAAACUCAAAUCAUUGGAAUACUUCGAUGCCAAUUUUUUUGGAGUACACGCAAAACAAGCUGAAGUUAUGGACCCGCAAUUAAGAUUACUUUUAGAAACCACCUAUGAAUGUAUUGUAGAUGCUGGUAAGCUAUCCACUAAAUUAAAACAUGUAAGGUUUAUUGUAUUUAAUUAAAUAUUGUAAAUUAUAGUAUACAUAAUACAGUUAAUAAUAUUAGUACCUACAUAAUUAUACGUAGUAGGUAUUGAACAAUUUUUAAAUAGGUGUGAAUCCUGAUGAUAUUCGUGGAUCAAAAACCGGAGUGUUCGUCGGCACAACUUUUAAUGAAACUGAUGAUUACUGGGGCAGAAAUCAAGAAAGUGUUAAUGGUUAUGGAUUGACCGGUUGUUGUCGGGCCAUGUUUUCCAACCGGAUUUCAUACACUUUUGAUUUAAACGGUCCUAGUUACGCGAUAGACACAGCUUGUUCGGGAAGUUUGUUUGCUUUGGCACAAGCACUACAUGCUAUACGAAGCGACCAGUGUGAAGCUGCGAUUGUAGGAGGGGUCAGUGUAUUGUUAAAACCUACAAAUUCAUUGCAAUUUCACAAAUUAAACAUGUUAUCGGCAAAGGGAAUGUGCAAAGCGUUCGAUGUGACUGGUGAGUCUGUGUAUAUUAGUGAUAUGAAAGAGAAAAAGAGAAAUUCAAGUAAUAUAUAGAUAUUUAAAAUUGAAUGUAGGUAAUGGAUAUGUAAGAAGUGAAGCUGUCGUUUCGAUAUUCCUACAAAAGGCCAGCGUAGCUAAACGUAGUUAUGCCACUGUAGUAGAAGCAUUAACCAAUAACGACGGGUUCAAAGAAGAAGGAAUUACUUUCCCUAGUGGUAAAAUGCAAAAUAGGCUAAUUCAAGAAGUAUACGCCAGGUGCGGUGUGAACCCAGCCGAUGUAGAUUAUGUAGAAGCUCACGGUACCGGAACUAAAGUAUGAUCAUAAUGUAAUGAAAAUAUAUUUAUAUAAAUAUAUAUAAUUUUCAUUAGAAUUUAUGCGUAAGUUUAGGUCGGUGAUCCCCAAGAAGUUAACUCUAUCGCUGAAUUUUUCACUAAAGACCGUACUUCACCUCUAUUAAUUGGCUCUGUGAAAUCAAACAUGGGACAUUCUGAAUCUGCUUCCGGUCUUUGUUCGUUGGCUAAAGUAGUUAUUUCAUUAGAAGCUGGGAAAAUUCCUGGAAACCUUCACUUUGCUAACCCGAACCCAAACAUUCCAGCCUUAUUAGACGGACGGUUAAAAGUAAUCUACGACAAAAUUAUUGGUUUUUUUUUUUUAUUAAAACAAACAAUCUGUUUUCAGGUCGUAGAUAAAAACUGCGACUUUAGCGGUGGUUACGUAGCAGUAAACUCUUUUGGUUUUGGCGGUGCCAAUGCCCACGUCUUAUUAAAGUCCAACCCUAAACAAAAAAUUGAUCCGAUUAUGAACGAUAUACCUCGUUUAAUUUGCGUAUCUGGACGAACAGACGAAGCAGUUAAUAACAUGCUGAAAAAAGUAAAUUUCUAUUUAAUUGAAUAUAUCAUUUCAAUUAUAUAUUUAUUAAAUGUGGUUUUUCAAUAGAUUUCCCAAACUCCUUUAGACGACGAAUUUGUUGCUCUGGUACACGACAUCCACGCUAAUAAUAUUAACGGGCAUGGAUUUAGAGGAUAUUCUGUUCUUGGAAAAUCAAUCUCUGAAGUAACGGUAUGUUAUUUUAAAUUUAAAACGUUUCAUUAUUGAAACUGAAUCCCAAUUUUAACCCUAUUAAUGGCUCUUUUAGGAAGUAAGGAUAUCUAAACGACCUGUUUGGUUCAUUUUCUCCGGAAUGGGAAGUCAGUGGGCUGGUAUGCUUGAAGGAUUUCUUCAGUUAAAACCAUUCGCUAAGGCAAUUCAUAAAGCUGCAGCUAUACUUCAACCUAAAGGUUUUGAUUUGAUAGGCACUUUGAGCUCCAAAGACGAAUCGACUUUUGAAAAUCCCCUUAACUCGGCUUUAUCAAUAAUAGCUAUGCAAGUAAUGUUUUGGUAUUUAAAUUAAUUAUUCUUACAUUGUAAAGGUAAUUAAAAAAAAAUUUUUUUAUUUUUUUGAACCUAUGGAUAGGUGGCUUUAGUCGAUUUGUUAAAAUCAUUAGGUAUUGAACCAGAUGGUUUUCUUGGACACUCUGUCGGAGAAAUCGCUUGCGCAUAUACCGAUGGUGCAUUUACUAUUGAACAAACGAUGAUGAUUUCAUACAUAAGAGCAACUUCUAUAUUAGAAUCUAAUUUAGUUAAAGGGUCUAUGGCUGCAGUCGGUAAGUGAAUUUUAAUUUAUUUAAAUAGUUGUUUUGUGAUGCAGGGUUAACAAAACAUAAGAAAAUUAUUAUCUCGGAAUGUAUUAACUAUUUAUAAAGUUUGUUUUUUAGAAAAUUUAUAAACAAGCAGGUUGAUAUCUUUCUACUAAAUUUAAAACGAUUAAAUUGAAUUGUGGAAUUUCUUGUCAACAGAUUGAUAGAAAUGAAACAUUUAUUAAAUUUAAAAAUGUAUACAAUUCUGAAAUUUUUAAUAUACGUUGCUUAUUAAAAACCAAAAGUGGAUAGUAGUUUCACCCCGGAAUAUAACAGUAUGUAGCAUUUAGAAUUGCUUGUUGUAUAUUAUAUGUGUACAUAUAAUGUUUACAAAGCAUCUGUAUAAACUGAACUCCGCACAGAAUCGUUUUUUCGUUAUCAAUGGUUUACCGUUGCUUACAGGAUUAUAUUAAUUUUCUUUCUGUAUCCUACUUUCCCAACUUUUCACUUAGAUCAGUGGCUGUACCAACGUGUAAUGUAUAUCCAUCUUUUUAAAAAAUAAACUUCGAAAAUCAUAUUUAAUAAUUAUAAGAUAGUAAGAAUCUCAUAAUAUAUUGAUCAUUAUGUAAGUAAUGUAUUUUUAUUUUUUUAUUUUAUAUUAAAACGCAUAGGUUUAUCUUGGGAGGAAACCAAAGCAAAAUUGCCGGAGGAUAUAUUUGCCGCUUGUCAUAAUAGCGUGGAUAGUGUGACGAUUUCAGGACUACCAAAAAGCGUCAGUGAAUUUGUAAAGAAAUGUAAAGCAGAAGGCAUUUUCGCAAAAGAAGUUAAUAGUUCUGGACUUGCAUUCCACUCAAAAUACAUUGCCGACGCUGAACCUAGACUUCGCAAGAGUUUGGAACUAGUAAGUACAAUUGGUUUAAUUUGAGCUUUGUACUAAGUUUGUGUCACGCUACUAAAAUUAUUAUAAUAUCUCAUUUAAUAAAACCAAACACGUAAAUAUACAUGAAUAAUUUAGUAAGUCUGAGCGACCUUGUUUCACGCCGUCCAUAUAGUCAAUAAAAUGGUGUCCAAUUAUCUAUUACUUACUUAUCUGAGAGCCCUGUAAUUGAUUUAUAUCCUUAAAUUUUGGAAAUCGUCAGAAAAUUUAGUUUUAAUUUUUAUAAUAUUGAAUUCAUUCUUUGCAGUUGUAUCUUAGUACUUUUACAGUUAAUUUUUCUCUUAAUUUUUUUUAGAUAGUUGCAGAGGCGUAGUAUCGUCCGUGCCAAAUUAAAUAUUCAAUAAUGUCCAUGAUUUUAGGUCAUAAUAAAAAAUAUCAAAAAUUAAUAAUUUUUCGAAUUUUUUUUUAUAUAGAUUUUAACCAACCCAAAACCACGUUCAUCACGAUGGAUAAGCACGUCUAUACCCGAAAAUCGUUGGGAUACCCCACUAGCUAAACUAAACUCUAUUGAUUACCAUGUUAACAAUGUUCUGUCACCAGUGUUAUUCUAUGUAAGUUAUAAAAACUAAAUUAUUGAAAAAAGGUACUUAACGUAAUUGUAUUUUUCUUUUCUAAUACUAAUAAUUAGGAAGCUCUUUCUCAUGUACCGAAAGAUGCUGUUUGUAUUGAAAUCGCACCGCAUUCGUUACUUCAAGCCAUUUUGAAGAGGGCUCUAGGACCAGGGUGUUUGAGCCUCGGUCUCACCAAGCGAUCGACAAACCCAACAGGAAACAUUUCAGUCUUGUUGUCAGCAAUUGGAAAGUGGGUUUCCCGUUUUAUAUUUUCUUUCGAAUACGUUCUUUGAUUAUAUUAUUUAAUAAUAGACUCUAUAAUGCUGGACUUCAACCAAAAAUCAAAAACUUGUACCCUUCCGUGUCCUAUCCCGUGGCUCGUGGAACCCCUAUGAUUCAAUCGUUAAUAGAGUGGGAUCAUUCAACUCAAUGGGCCGUUGCUGAAUUUGUUCAGAAGGUAGGUUAAAUUUAAUGUUUAUAAUAAAUAAAAUAAUAAAAAAAAACUAAUAUUACAAAUAAUAUGAAUAACAGGAAGGAGGAUCGGGUGAAUCUGUUAUCAAAGUUGAUUUAAGUAAAGGAGAAGACCAAUUCUUGUCCGGUCACACUAUCGACGGUAGAGUACUAUUCCCAGCCACUGGAUAUUUAGUAUGUUCAAAUGAAUAGUAUUAUACUACAUACUUAUGGUAAUAUAAAAAUAUUUAACAUUUUUAUAGACUCUUGUAUGGAAAACAUUUGCAAAACUUCAAGGUAAAGGCAUUGAAGAAUUCCCAGUUGUUAUCGAGAAUGUUCAGUUUUUGCGUGCAACGAUUAUGCCCAAAGAUGGUAGAGUAAAUUUAAUAAUAAUUCAGAAAUAACUAAAUUCAUAUAUUAGGAGAUAAAUAUAUUAAACGAGUUAAUAAAAUUAUUAAUAUUUUGUUUAUCAUACUAGUCUUGACUUAUAGUUUUUUGAAUAUAAUUCUCCAUAUGAAUAUGACAAUUACAGUAAAAACGCUUAAUAACGAAAAUCUCUUUGUAACUUAUAUAGUUUAUCAAAUGAUUGGUGUGAUAAACAAGCUGUUAAUAAAUACAUUCUCUGUGGCAUAUCAAUCGCUCUUUUUAAUAAAACAAUUUUUUUGUUUCGCAAUUCAAUGUUUGUGUUUUUAAAUUUUAUCAUUGUUAUUAUUCAAAUAUCAUCGCCGUAACGUCAAACAUUCAAUGCAUUAACACUGUAUUGCUUUUAUAAUAUUUGUCAUUUCAAGUAUAUACAUGAGUAUAUACUUUAAUACAUAAAUAAUUUAAAUUUUGAUUUUUUUUUUUUAACCAUUUCCUUUUGUGAAAAAUCACUACAGCGAUAGCAAUUUCUAGGUUCCCUCGGAUUCGUUAUAAAUGAUUUUCACUAUACCAAUAUUUAUAUAUUAAUUUUGUAUGUAAUCAAUUACAGUCGUUAUUUUUAAUUAUUUCUUAUUAAUGAAGGAAACGUAAACUUUUUCAUCAAUAUUUUCGAGGGAACUGGCAAUUUUGAAAUAUGCCAAGGGGAUUCUGUUGCGGUAACUGGUCGAAUAGCUGUUCUUGAAGACGUAAAUUUAGAACAAUUAGAUGCUGAAUUACCUGUUAUCGAUUCCAACCAAACUGCCUUACAUCUAAAAUCUGGAGAGAUUUAUAAAUAUUUGGGUUUGCGUGGAUACGAUUACAAAGGGGUAUUCCGCGGAGUAAAGGAAUCUGAUAAUGAAGGUGAAACAUUGAAUUAAAAUAAAUAAAUAACAUAUUAUUCAUAUGUAACGAUAUAAUUUAUUUAUUUAGGCAACAGUGGAAAAUUGGAAUGGAAUGGAAAUUGGAUAAGCUUUAUCGAUACGAUGCUACAGUUUUCUAUUUUAGGUUUGAAAACUAAAGAUUUAUACUUGCCCACGCGGAUGCAAAGAGUUGUUAUUGAUCCAGUAAAGCAUUUGCAAAUUGUAGAGUCUAUACCGGAAAAUAACCGUACGUUUUAUUAAUAUACAUAUCCAGGCGGUAUAAUAUGCGAAUCAAAAUCAAUUUAAUAGAUUUGAUUUAUUUUAAGUUGUUCCCAUAAAUAUGUACCGUGAUAUUGAUGUUAUUAAAUCUGGCGGUAUUGAACUAUGUGGCAUGAAAACAAGUUUGGCUCCAAGAAGACAACAAGCACAAGCGGCUCCUAAAUUAGAAAAGUAUAGAUUUGUACCUUACAUCAAGGACAAGGUAAUUAAUUCUAAAGGAAAACUCAGAGUAUUUAUCCUAAUAAUAUUUAGUGAAUUAGAGUAG
Messenger RNA from Cinara cedri, 16270 nucleotides. The record is from the annotation of a GenBank genome assembly. Lineage: Eukaryota; Metazoa; Arthropoda; Insecta; Hemiptera; Aphididae.